UGUUGUUUAACCGAUAGCAAAAUGGAAGAAGAUGAAAACAACAUGGCAAAUGACAAGCAUGUACUAUUUGCUCAACGCACUGUAGCAAAGCGACUACACACCAAACUUAUUACUCGAAUCGGAAACCUCUUAAAGGAUAAGCCAAGUGCAAACGAUCUAAGAAGCUAUUUCGCCGACCUUGAAGAAGCUUUAAGAAGAAUAAUAGCUCUCCAUACGCGUUACACCAGCAGGCCAAAUUUAACUGAGGAAGAAGCAGUGGCUACCACCGCCUGGCUUAAUGACGUCCAAGAAUCCAACGAAAGCUGUCUGCACAGAAUGAAAGCAUACCUUUCGGCUAUAGAUCACAAAUCAUCAAGGAAAGGAAAGAGACAGUGUACUCAGUGGAAUGUGAGUCAGCAUAAGAGUCAUGUUGAAAAUGAUGUAUCGGAAUCUAGCAAACACUCUCAAUUGCCACUAGUUGACACGAACAUAGAUCUUGAAAUGCAGCUGCAGCAAGCUAGGUCCAAACACGAGCACACACUCGCCGAAGUGAAAAGAAGAGGAGAGGAAAAUUUAAGCAAAAUCCAAGCAGCAAUCAAUGAAAGAAACGGUUCCAUACAAAGAAAUCGCCAAUCAAUUGCUCAACCAUUCACUUCUACACCCAUUGCAUCAGCAUGUGCUAGUCUACUUGAUCGACAGCCACAACGGUACUUACAAUUUAACACAACAUCUCAUAGAGAGGGACAAUCACCGGCAAUACAAUACUCAUAUCCCCCACCUGGUCCAUCCAGCUAUCCACCGCCAGCACACUGGCCCAAAAUACCGAUUUCAAAAUUCAAUGGCGACUGUCGCCGCUGGCCAGCUUUCGCCCAAGUAAUGAGAGCAACAAUAGAAGAAACUGCACUACCAGAUCUCUACAAGGUGCUAGCUUUGCGCGAAAAUCUGACUGAAGACAUUCAGAAGAGAAUGGCACACCUCUUCAACGGUUCAUACAACUACUCACAAGCCUGGAAUGAGUUAAAAAACAAAUAUGGUGUGUCAGCAUUAAUUAUUCAAGCUCACAUCCAUCAUUUGCAGAUGGUCCAACCUUUCAGAAACGGUGACUUUAAGUCGCUUGCUGAACUCGCCUCUCUCGUCCGAGAUGCAGUAUCAAGUGUAGCCGGAGAUCCAAGCAUGAUAGAAUUCACGCACUCAAUAGUAGUCAACCAACUUGCAACAAAACUUCCCUUUAAUUUGCAGCAAGACUGGGGACGAUACGCAUACAAUCUUCGUCCUAAAAUCUCCUCUUUAGCCGAUUUCGACUGUUGGCUUGACGCUAUCGUAGGAGCGGAAGAGUUACGCGGAGCUAAAAUCAGCAGCUACAUACCACCUAAGCAAAAUCCAUCCAUGCGCUCUGCAGUGGUCUUCCCACCCACGAUUCUGAACGCCUCUAUUCACGAAACAUCAGAAAGACCUGGCAGAGCAAACAACGAGUGGCCUGCGUGCCUGGCUUGCAACGAUAGUCCCGGCCACCGUCUUGAAGCAUGCGUGAUAUUUCGCAAAAUGUUACCAUCCCAGAGAGCUGCCUUUUGUGGACAGAAUAAUCACUGCUUUAAAUGCUUACGUCCUGGACACUACGGGCGCUCCUGCGGGAACACUGACAUCACGUGUAAUGCCUGUCCCGGCAAGCACCACACUCUCAUUCACGGAGCAGACCGUGUUUUCCCUGGCAGGCCUCAGCCGAAAGAUAAGGAGACUGUUCAAAUAUUUCUAGUGCAUGCACCGAAAACGUCGUUAAAACCCGUACUACUCGCCAUCGUCCCAAUAGUCGUGCGCAGCGCAAGCGAAAAAAUCUUGACGUUUGGUGUUCUUGACCCAGGUAGCGAAGCUACCCUAAUAAAAUCAAGCCUUGCAAAACGACUUUACCUUAAGGGAGUUAACCAGAAAAUUCGAUUCGGUUCAUUCCAUAACGCCAUUUUACUCAACUCUAGCAUUGUCAGUUUCGCUAUUGAAUCCGACAAUGGAACUAGAGUGUUUCAAGUAAACGAUGCCUUCACUGUCCCAAACAUUCAGCUGUCACCGCGCAAAAUUAACUGGCAUACAACAAAAUUUGAAUGGCCCCAUCUUUCCGAUCUAAACCUACAUUCCAUCGAUUCGUCUAAAGUAGAGCUUCUCAUCGGGAUGGACACUGUGGAUGCGCAUGAAAUUUUGGAUACUAGAAUAUCCCGCCAUGACAAAAACGAACCACGCGCUAUUUUAACAGUAUUCGGAUGGGCAGUAGUAGGCAAAAUCCCACCCUUUCUUAUACAUGAACCAAGUUCAAAACGAAGUAUAAACCUCACCAGAAUACCUUCCGAAAUGCAAUUGGCUGACAUCGUGCAAAAAUUCUACAGCACGGAGGCUUUUGGAGUAGAAAUACAAGAGACAAAACAUAGCUCCCCAGAAAACGUGUUGGCCAUCAACAUUCUCAAAAAAUCAAUUGUUAACAUUCGUUGUGGAUGGCAGGUCGAUCUUCUGUUCAAAUCAUCAAAUCCAAAAAUGCAAAACAACCGCGCGCAAGCAAUGUCGCGCUUCUUCGCUGUUGAGCGUCGUCUACUGUCCAAAGAAAACAAGGAAAACGCAAUUCGCUACCGGGAAAUCAUUGAAAGUCACCUCAAAAACGGUUACGCCAUCGAGGUCCCCUACAACCAACUAAACAUACCUAUCGGAAAGGUCUGGUACCUCCCGCACCAUUUUGUCACCAAUCCUAAUAAGCCGAACAAGAUACGCGUAGUUUUUGAUUGCUCUGCAAAAUUCAACAACGUUUGUCUGAACGAUUUCCUCUUACGCGGUCCUGUGCUAUUAUCGAACUUAACAGGUGUGUUACUACGAUCGCGCCAGUAUUUAUUCGCCGUAUCCGCAGACAUAGAGAGUAUGUACCAUAGGGUUGGGGUAACCCCGAAAGAUCAGUCCGCAUUACGUUUUGUAUGGCGUACCCCGGGCAGUGACGGACCACUUCGUACGUUACAAAUGACCACACAGGUUUUUGGAGCCGUUUCCUCACCCACUUCCGCAUUUUGGGUUUUGCAACAUGCGGUAAAUUGCAAUACGCAGUUCCCAGCCGUAGCUAAAAAACUUGUCGAUAAUUUCUACGCCGACAACGUAAGUGACUCCUUCGAAACCGAAGAUGAGGCAAUCCUCUUUUCAGAGCAAGCGGUCAAGUGCCUCGCAAUCGGCGGAUUCCGCCUAACAGCAUUUGCAUCUUCAUCACGGCGCCUUCUAGCUUCGAUUCCAGUCACAGAACGAUCGAACAAAACACUCAAUUUAGAUUUUGACAAAUUACCCAUCGAAUACUUACUUGGCCUCGUGUGGGUUUGUGAUAUCGAUUGCUACAAAAUUCGGAUAAGGCCAAUAGAAGUAGUCACAACAAAGCGUCAAAUGCUAUCAGCAAUGUCCCGUUCUUUCGACCCAUUAGGCAUUCUUCUCCCCGUUAUCACCCAAGCAAAGAUAUUGUUUCAAGCAACCUGGCGAUCAACUAAAAGGCGAACAUCAGAACCCCACUCAGAACCCUUGGGAUGGGAUGAAACAUUACCAUCCGAAAUUCUGUUAAAAUGGACUUCUUGGGCUAAGGAACUGCAAGCACUCGAACUUACACCUUUUCGCUGA
Molecule: messenger RNA, 3603 nt
Organism: Daphnia magna
Lineage: Eukaryota; Metazoa; Arthropoda; Branchiopoda; Diplostraca; Daphniidae
Exons: 1
Coding region: 22-3603 (1193 amino acids)
Molecular function (GO): nucleic acid binding; zinc ion binding
Source: RefSeq, a predicted model, not a curated record